Molecule: messenger RNA, 3054 nt
Organism: Daphnia pulex (common water flea)
Lineage: Eukaryota; Metazoa; Arthropoda; Branchiopoda; Diplostraca; Daphniidae
Product: pseudouridylate synthase 7 homolog
Exons: 9
Coding region: 579-2840 (753 amino acids)
Biological process (GO): pseudouridine synthesis
Cellular component (GO): nucleus
Molecular function (GO): RNA binding; pseudouridine synthase activity
Source: RefSeq, a predicted model, not a curated record
GAAUAGCGCAUUCAUAGUGGCUCAUCGAUUCCGCAAUGCGAUUAUCCGAAAAAGGGAAGCCAGAUGGCUUUUCACCUAGGUACACCUUCCUCUUUAACAUACGCUUUUUUGUUCAUUGCGAAAGCAAAAGCGAUGCUCAAGGGGUGGGAUGGACACAGAAAAGGUCGAAGUAAUCCCAAUUCUUUCUUUUGGGUCGUCCCUGCGGUCCGUUCUUGUGGCUCGACUAAAAAACAUUUUUCAAGGGCGAAUCCAGACCCAUUAGACCACUACAUAGAACAAUGCAUUCCGCAGUAGCGCAUUAAAAAAUAAUAAUAAUAAUUUGGCAGCGGCGUAGAAUCCUUUCUGCUAAACUUUAAGUAAUUAUUUCGUACAUUUGUUGCGUUGAGCCGAUGUAAGUUUGAUGGUGGCAAGUUACAGCCUAUCAAAAUCCUCGGAUUGCUUCACUUGUGAUUUUGUUUAAACUAGCACCAACUCCCAAUCGACGAUAUCAAGAAAGGUAAACACUGAAGGUCCAAGGUCCAAGGAGCAAAGGAAAAAAAUUUGAUAGAACUUGAAUCGAAAAGAAACCAAAUCACAACAUGUUCUAUCAAAGGAAGAAUAAAAAUAAAGAUAAAAAUAAAAAUAAAAAUAAAGAUAAAAAUAAAGAUUUAAAGAAAAAGGAAGAAUCUCAGAAAAGUAUUAAUCGCCGCAUAAAUGAUAACAAAUCUUCUUUAAAGAGUGCCGUAACCGAAUACGUUUCCCAUAACUAUGCUUUUUCGGCUAUUGUGAAACAAAGCUACUUUGAUUUUCAGGUACAUGAAAUCAGCAUUGAUGGAAAAGUUGUUCAUUUAACAGAACCAUUAACUCAAGAAUAUGAAGAAAAACGACGAUAUUUAGACCUCGUUGGAAAACGGUUGAAUCCCUACAAGUUAACUGAGUUUGUCAUGUGUAAAGAAAACAUGACCAUGAUGGAAGCGCUACUCAUACUAAAAAUUAGUGAUGGAACACCCAAGUUGAAAAUGGAAAGAAUUAUGACUUCGGAGUCUAUAGACAGAUGUCAAGAUAGAAGAUCAAUAACCAGUCAACUGGUCACGAUUAGAAAUGAAAAUUUUAAUGUGGAAAGGCUUUGUCGUGAAUUGAAAUCUCAAUCAAAUAUUGCUGUUGGAAAUUUCCGUUUAGUCCAUAAGCGGGUUAAGCAGGGCCAUUUGAAGGGUAAUCGUUUCAUCAUGGCACUAAGGAAUGUUAUCGGCUACAAGCACCAUAUAGUGGCUAAAUUAGAGUCGCUGAAAAAUGUGGGGUUCAUAAAUUAUAAUGGAAACAAGUGCUAUGUUAACGCACCAAUGCAGUUAAUCGGGAAAAAUGUGUUGUUGCAGGAAUGGCAGACAGUUUUUCAUUUAUUAUCAGAGCUCCCUGUUUCAGCCUUGAUGUCAGAUCUACCCGUCGAAUUUAAACAACUUCACAAUAUUCCGCUGGCUCGCCUCGUUGAUUACACAUUACCACAGAAAGUCCGCAAGGAUAUACAAAUAUUCGAUAAGUCGUUACGGCCGAUUUGGGUGGAAGAUGUGCGUAAAUUCGUGUUAAAUCUGAAAUCACAUAAUAAUCAUAAUUCAGACAUCACUAUGGAAACGAUUCCUGCUAAAAUACGGUUAUUUUGCAUAAUAGCCUAUCAAAGGUUUUUGUGGGACGCUGUUGUUUCCAAGCGUAUCGCCAAGUUUGGAUUGAAGCCAAUCGCAGGUGACCUGGUUUACGUUCCAGUCAGUGACGGCGGCGAAGACAACGUCGUUCAAGUGGAAGCCAACAACCUAUCGUCUAAUUACACAGGAGAUGAUGACGAGUCCAGCAAUAGUCGUCAUCAGUGGAAACUAAAUUUCGUCAGUAAAAACAACCUUCACAACUACACUAUCUACGAUAUUGUCCUACCGCUUCCUGGUUACAAUAUCCUUUAUCCGGUCAAUGAAGUUGCCGGUUGGUAUAAAGACCUUUUACUAGCGGAUGGGCUGUCGGAGACGGAUUUCGAAAUAAGCGACAAAGACUUCGCUCUUGAAAAUUUGGCAUAUAACUUUUCAGCAACCUAUCGGCCUCUGAUUUUGAAGCCGUCUGAUGUGAAAUGGAGAUUUGAGCGUUAUAAUGAUAAAUCACGGAGUCUAAUACCCUCCGACUUGGAUCGUAUGAAAAAUUCUCAGCCACUUUGUUCUGAGGUUAAAGGUGGCAGGUACCUUGCACUCAUACUUGAGUUAAGUCUACCAACAUCCUCCAAUGUCAGUAUGGCCCUGAGGGAGAUCACAAAGACGGACAUGAGUGCCGAAUUUCAAACCUCCCUCACCGACCUGUUGGCAGAAAUGCCCCAAAAAGGAGCUGCUUGCUGGCACAAGUCAUACGUUAAGUACUUGGAGAAGAAAACGGAGCGGGAUCAAAAACGAAAGCGUUCAGAACCAACUAGCAAGACUCCUAUGGAAUCCCAGUGGAAAAACAGGAAGCUGAAAAGAGCUAUGGAAUCUACUUCUAAAGCCGAAGACCCCCAUACAACCCCAUUGGAGGAAGAGCAGCAAAUCAGUAACACAAAUGUAUCAGUAGCAAAUCAUGCUGACAAAGAAGUUGAAUUGAAACGUAAAACGAGCCAAGCGCUUUGUCAAGACAGCGCAUCCUUAGAAGACGCCGAGAUGAAGCAAAUCGAGCUAGAGCCGAGUUGUAGCAAUAAAUCUGCACCAAUAGCCCUCGACAGACCGACCAUAUUUGUAGUGGAGAAAAUGAAAAUUAAAGAAGAGCCAAGCACGAGCCAUCAGCGUCAAGAAGAAACUAGCAACCCCUUGAUAAAAGCAUCUGAGAAGCAAAUAAUAUUCGUCGAUCUCACGUCUGAUUAAUAAGCAAGAUGACAAGUGGACAAUGCCACAUGAUCCCAUUGAUCCUCCUAACUGGAAUAAUUGUGGUUUUCUUUUCAAUUUGGCUGGCCUAUUGUGUUAUUGAAGCAAAUGUUUUGUGACUUUUAUUCACUCACUUUUUGAAAAAUUUGCGACAGAUGACAAAAUGAAUUAUUACCUCAUAUAAUUUUUCUUUGUACAAGUGUUCAGUUUCUAG